Messenger RNA from Calypte anna (Anna's hummingbird), 795 nucleotides. RefSeq names its product A-kinase interacting protein 1 (gene AKIP1). The coding region runs from base 1 to 540 and encodes 179 amino acids. The record is from RefSeq and is a predicted model, not a curated record. NCBI's taxonomy places the organism in Eukaryota, Metazoa, Chordata, Aves, Apodiformes, Trochilidae. The transcript has 5 exons. Gene Ontology annotation, cellular component: nucleoplasm. Gene Ontology annotation, biological process: regulation of non-canonical NF-kappaB signal transduction.
AUGGAGGGUGCGCGCGCUGGCGGGACAGCGGGGCUGGCGCGCGCCGUGCUGGAGCGGGCGCGGCGGAGGCGGCGGCGGCCACCGGGAAGGGAACCGGCCUCGGUCCCGGAGGAAGAUUCAGAACGUCUCAGUGCAGCCUUUGCUUCAAUUGUGAAUUUGAUGAAUCAAGUCACAAAGGAAUGCGAGGUGUACUAUGGUUUCACAGCAGCCUGUAGAUGCAAAGAGCAUGAAAUCAAACACAUCUGCAGAUACCACAGCAGGCAAGAAGGGCACAGAGAGCUGGAGUCCUCUGAAGAAGAGAGGACUGAAGCCUCUGUAACACCCAGUCAAGAUCAGUCAUGCCUGCAAUGUGAUGGCAAAACAGUAAUGAAACUUCCCUCUCCACUCCCCCCCAAGACCAGACAACCUUCCAAAGACAUCUACAUUGAAGUUUCUCCUGGCAUCUACUCUGUCACAGCAACCUCAGAGGACAUGGUACAGCAAACCCACACAGUGGAUGUCAGUGCUGGACAAAGCAUUGAUUUAACUUUUUUUCUAUGAUUUUUGGGGUUUUUUUAGCAACCAUGGGAAUAAAAUAUGAGGCUAUUUUAAUGCAUGUCAUGAACUAUAUCUUUUUCUUGUUAGCACUUUAAUGGUAUCUUCAUCUUUGGGACUCCAUUUUUAUGGCCUGUAUAUCCAGCCCACUUUGUACACCGAUUUUAAAAAUAUUUGUACAUUGUGUGCCUUAAAUCCAAUUAUGUGACUGUGAUUCCAGGUUCCUAACAAUUAAAGAUACAACCAGUGGAAUAAAAUUCA